UCUCGCGAGCUUUGUCAGAACAGUGGGUUGUAAUGUCAGUGCAGCCCCUGGCAGGAGCAGCAGCUGCAUCCUGCCUUUCCCUCCGAAGCAUUAGUGCACAGUCCCCACUCCUGGAAAACUUGGUCAUCUUCCCUUGAGGAGUGUGAGAGAAAUCAUCAUGCAGAGCAAAGGCAAAAGGCCAGGGCCCUCGAUUCUCCUGUGGCCUCUUCUGCUCUGCCUGCCCAUGGAGAAGUCACUUGGCGCUGAAGAAGACCUUAUAGUGGCCACCAAAGCGGGCAAGGUCCGAGGCGUGCCCUUGACCGUCCUGGGAGGCACUGUGAACGCAUUUCUGGGAAUCCCUUAUGCCCGGCCACCCGUGGGUCCCCUUCGAUUCAAAAAGCCACAGCCUGCGGCCACGUGGCCAGACAUUUGGAACGCCACGAGGUACGCCAAUUCCUGCCAUCAGAACCCAGAUCAGAGUUUCCCGGGCUUCUCUGGAUCGGAGAUGUGGAAUCCGAACACAGACCUGAGCGAAGAUUGCUUGUACCUGAAUGUGUGGGUGCCAACCCCCAAGCCCAGAAAUGCCUCGGUGAUGGUGUGGAUUUACGGGGGUGGCUUCCAGACAGGGACGUCCUCCUUAAACGUCUAUGACGGCAGAUUCCUGGCUCGGGUGGAGAGGGUGAUCGUGGUGUCCAUGAACUACAGGGUGGGCGCGCUGGGGUUUCUGGCGCUCCCAGGGAAUCCCGAGGCUCCGGGGAACGCGGGGUUGUUCGACCAACAGCUGGCCCUGCAGUGGGUCCAUGGAAACAUAGCGGCCUUUGGUGGCAACCCCUGGAGCAUCACCCUCUUUGGAGAAAGUGCAGGGGCCGCCUCCGUGGGCCUGCAUUUGCUGUCCCCCCAGAGCCACCCCUGGUUCCUCAGGGCUAUUCUGCAAAGUGGGUCUGCGAACGCCCCGUGGGCAGCGAUGUCCCCAGCCCAGGCGAGGAACCGAACGCUAACCUUGGCCACAUUGCUGGGCUGCGCUAGAGAGAACGAGACUGAGCUCCUCCAGUGUCUGCGGCGCAAAGAUCCCCAGGAAAUCCUGCCCAAUGAGGCCUUUGUCCUUCCCCACGAGAGCCUUCUGUCCGUCCACUUUGGACCCACGGUGGACAAUGACUUCCUAGCUGACAUGCCCGACGCCCUUCUGCAGAUGAGACGAUUCAAACGCACGCAGAUCUUGGUGGGUGUGAACAAGGACGAAGGGUCAGCCUUCCUGGUGUACGGGGCCCCGGGUUUCAGCAAAGACAAUGAUAGUCUCAUCACCAGAAGUCAGUUUGAAGAAGGGUUGGACAUGUUUUUCCCCGGAGUGGGGGAACUGGGGAAGGAAUCUAUCCUUUUCCACUACGCGGAUUGGUUAGAUGAUCAGAGACCGGAGAAGUACAGGGAAGCCUUCGACGACGUGAUCGGCGAUUACAACAUCCUAUGUCCUGCCCUGGAAUUUGCCCAGAAGUUCUCGGAUUGGGAAAACAAUGUUUUCUUCUACUAUUUUGAGCACCGUUCCUCCAAACUUCCUUGGCCACAAUGGAUGGGAGUGAUGCAUGGCUAUGAAAUUGAAUUUGUCUUUGGGUUGCCUUUGGAAAGAAGAGGUAAUUACACAAAACCCGAGGAAAUUCUGAGUAGAUCUAUAAUGAAACGCUGGGCAAAUUUUGCGAAAUAUGGGUACCCAAAUGGGACCCAGAGCAAUAACACAAGAUGGCCAUUCUUCAGAACCCCUGAACAAAAAUACUUAACCUUGAACACAGACUCACCAAGGAUAUACUCUAAACUACGAGCUCAGCAGUGCCGAUUCUGGAAACUAUUUUUUCCCAAAGUCUUGGAAAUGACAGGAAAUAUUGAUGAAGCAGAACAAGAGUGGAAGGCAGGGUUUCACCGCUGGAACAAUUACAUGAUGCACUGGAAAAAUCAAUUUAAUGAUUACACCAGCAAGAAAGAGAGCUGUGGCCUUGAAGAUGCUCACCACAGAUAGCACUUUAUGACUUCAUACCCUUUGUCCAGUGGUGUUUAGUUGUUUCUCUCCCUGGUUGCUCUAGUUUUUAUGACUGUGUUCAG
Molecule: messenger RNA, 2067 nt
Organism: Dipodomys ordii (Ord's kangaroo rat)
Lineage: Eukaryota; Metazoa; Chordata; Mammalia; Rodentia; Heteromyidae
Gene: Bche
Product: butyrylcholinesterase
Exons: 5
Coding region: 158-1984 (608 amino acids)
Biological process (GO): choline metabolic process; acetylcholine catabolic process
Cellular component (GO): plasma membrane
Molecular function (GO): acetylcholinesterase activity
Source: RefSeq, a predicted model, not a curated record